This is a messenger RNA of Thamnophis sirtalis, 363 nucleotides long. Lineage: Eukaryota; Metazoa; Chordata; Lepidosauria; Squamata; Natricidae. The record is from RefSeq and is a predicted model, not a curated record.
AUGCAAGAGGAGCCGGAGGCCAACUGCAGCGAGAGCCGGCGGCUGCAGCGCCUCUUGAGCCGCCUGUGGCAGGAACUGCGUGGCGGGGGCGCCGGGGGGCCCGACCCCGUCAGAAGCGCCCCUUCCAGCCCCGCCGCGCGGGCCCCGGGCGAGGACGACGCCUACCUGUACAUCCUACUGAUCAUGAUCUUCUACGGCUGCCUGGCGGGCGGGCUGAUCCUGGCUUACACGCGCUCGCGCAAACUGGAGUCCAAGCACGAUCCCUACCACCUCUACAUCGAGCGCGACUGGGAGGCAGCCGGGAAGGGGGUCCCUACCAGCCCGAGCGAGCGCAGCAGCAGCGGAGAGAGCGAGCCCCAGUGA